ACCAAACCUGUGCAAUUUAACCCUAGAAAAACUAACCAAACCACAGUCACUGGUAAAAAGUUUUAGGCGGGAAACCACCCUUCUUCCCCCCUCUCCGAUCAUUUUCUCUCUCUAAACUCGCCGUUUCUUCGUCUAUCAAUCCACAGAACAUUCUUUCCCUCUCUCGUGCCAUUUUCUCUCUCUAGAACCAUGAACGAGAUUCGGCGAUCGAUGUCGACGGUGGCCGCAGGAGAAGCCCUAACGGUUGCGCCGGAGCUGUCUCCGUCGGAGUUGGAGAUUGCGCGGCGUAGGCUUCGACAGCGGUGGGAGUUAGCGUCUGUUCUAAAUUUCUUGAAUGUUUUUGAGCCAGUAAUUGAGAGCAAGAUGAAAACUUCAGCUGGUGAUAUUGAGGCUGCUCUUAUUAAACCAGAUAAACUGCUUUCUCAGCUUCACAUAAUGCUUUUAAAGGGAAUACCACCUGUAAGUAAGUCCUUGAAGAGUUCUGAUGCAUGGGUGAAGGAGCUCUGUAAGAAACUCGCUAAGUGGUGGCCAUGGGUUGCUGAAGGGGAUAAUCCACUGACUGCAGCUAAAGGAGAGGAGAAUUCCAGAUACAAGGAACUUGAUCCAACAAUCCGUCUAUCAAUUUUAAAAGCACUUUGUGAAAUUCGAGCGGCUCAAGAUGAUGUGGUGCGUUAUAUUAAUGAUGCAAUAAAAAGUGGAACCGAACUUUCUUAUUUCCGCAAAGAUAAGAUUGGAGGAGAUGGGAAUAGAACUGCAUACUGGUAUGAUGGAAAUACAAUUAUUGGUUAUAGAUUAUACAAGGAAGUAAAUAAGUACGAGUCCAAUCAAAAAGUUAAGGGAAAAGGAACCGUGCCGGUAAUGAGUUCUCAUUGGAAAACACUUGCAACCAAUCUUGAGGAAUUUCAUAAAGUUGUGGAUGACUUCUCAUCUAGUGAGGAUAAAGUGGAAGUUUUUGUUAGUAAGAUCAUUGAAACUGAUGCCAUUCCUGUUCUUGAGAAACUUCAGAAGAAGAAAGAAAAGGCACUGAGACAGCAAGAAAGACAAGAGACGCUUUUGAAUGGUUUUCGAAAUUCUGGGAUCACUCGCUCUUGCCGCAACCGUAGGCCUGUCAGUUAUACAUUUGAUGAGUAUGACAAGGCUAUUGAAGAGGCUAUACAAGUAACGAAGAAAAGAAAUAGGAGCAGCUCAGAAACAGAAACUGACUCGGGAGGCAGUGCUGCCAAUAAAUCUAAAUCCACAGGAGGUGACAACCUUCAAGGAGGUGAUGAUGAUGAUGAUGAUGAUUACGAGUCUGAUGGAAACAAGGAUGAUGGUGAUGACAAGCAUGGCAGCGAUUCAAGUAAUUCCAACAAAGAAAAUAACAAUCUUGGCAACAGGAACCACACAACGCUUGAUUCUCGAGAGCAGAUUGUUAACUUUGAUGAUAAGCCUUUUGGUUUUGGGACGCGCUGGAGUCUAAGACUAGCUGGGACCACCGACCACCCUGUUUCAGAUACCAGAGGUGCAAAGAAUAGAUUGAGACAAAGACCUACUCGCAAUACUGCGCUUGAGAACGCUGUUGUCUUCGAUUCAGAAGACGAAAACUCAUUAGAAAAUGCUAGGAACGGUAUGUCCAGUGGCCAGAACUCAUCUGCGGCUGCUGAUCACAGUGAUGAUAAUGACAGCUAAAAGACUUCUGAAUGGGCAUGACUGAGCAAGUCAUUUGCACAUGCAUUAAAUGAUUUUCCUUGAAUUUUGUAACACCAGAAGGAAAUUUAGAGUGCAUUUGUUUUUUGGAAAUGACAUGAAAGUUUAACCAUUGUUUCUCGGAAGCAAACAAAAGUAUGUAUUUUUUGUAGCGUUGUUUCUGAGAAGUGUGUUUAAUCAUUGUAAAGGAGGUUAACAAAGUGUUAGGUUGUUAAAUGCCCCGUAUUAAGCUGA
Molecule: messenger RNA, 1920 nt
Organism: Cornus florida
Lineage: Eukaryota; Viridiplantae; Streptophyta; Magnoliopsida; Cornales; Cornaceae
Product: DDT domain-containing protein DDR4
Exons: 11
Coding region: 190-1668 (492 amino acids)
Biological process (GO): regulation of DNA-templated transcription
Cellular component (GO): RSF complex
Source: RefSeq, a predicted model, not a curated record